Messenger RNA from Lathyrus sativus (Indian pea), 1332 nucleotides. The record is from the annotation of a GenBank genome assembly. NCBI's taxonomy places the organism in Eukaryota, Viridiplantae, Streptophyta, Magnoliopsida, Fabales, Fabaceae.
AUGUACAAGAACAAGCUUCAAGAGCUAUGCCAGAAGAAAUCAUGGCGGUUACCGGUUUACGACACCACAAGAGCCGGACCACCGCACGAUCCUCUUUUCACCACUACUGUUACCGUCAAUUCCGUCCCGUUUACUUCAUCAACACCCUCGCGAACCCUUAAGUUGUCCCAAAACGACGCUGCUUUUCUGGCGUUUAAUCAUUUUUCUGAGCAAAAUUCUGUUUCUUCGCCUUUUCUUCCUAAUCUAGCUGCUUUUCCUCAACCUAGCUUCUCCGGUUCUCUCAAUGCAGCAGUUUCGCAAGGUUCACCUGUUCAAAGCCCUAAUGUUGGUAACACACUUCCCACUAACAGAGUGCUGCAACCAAGUACAGAACCAGCAUGCCAAACUCCUCAGAUCAAUAUCCCCGUCCCAACUGUUACAGAUGUCCCAGAAGCACAAGAUCUGAAAAUUAUGAUUCAUUUGUACAAGAAUCAGCUCCAAAACUAUGCACAGAAGAGAAACUUACCUCUUCCAGAGUAUGCUCCUGAGUGGGAGGGUCCACCUCAUGCCAUGCGUUUCAGAUGCAAAGUUACAAUUGAUGGACAGACCUUCCAGAGUCCUAAGUUCUAUUCUACAUUGAAGGAAGCUGAACAUGCAGCAGCUGAAGUUGCUUUUAAAUCAUUAUCACCAAAUGCAGUUCAAGAGGAUGAUAUUGGGGUAUACAAGAAUCUCUUGCAAGAAUUAGUCCAGAAGGAAGGAUUUAAAUUGCCUGUAUAUAGUACCAAUAAAUCUGGCGAGGCUCACAAGCCUAUAUUUACCUCACAAGUGGAGGUAGAAGGGACGGUAUAUACUGGUCAGGAAUCUAAAUCCAAGAAGCAGGCAGAGAUGACUGCAGCCAAGGUUGCUUAUACAUCUUUGAGAAAACGUAAAGCUCAUGAUGAACGAGCUCCUGAGUUUUCAUCUAACUGCUCAAAGGAAAAUGUCAUAUCUGGUUUGCAACACCAUUCAAAUGGAGAAGCAUCUGUAAGCCCUGGAUUAGUCAUCCAGAAUUUACCUAACACAGUUAAAGUGGAGAACACAUCGCCUUCAUCUGGAAAUAUAAAUGGCUUCUCAGUAGUUUCUUCCUCAACAGAGUGCAAGCCUAUUCCUUCAUUCUUUGACCGCGGCAAUGUUGAAUUUGGGACAAGUAUUAUGUCAACUAAAGUAGACGACGGCAGUGGCACCCCUUCGCGCCCCAAAAAGGUCAUUGUUUAUUCAAAAAAGACAAAUGUUGAUAUUGAAAAUGGCGGUGCUUUGAUGCAGAUCAGCGAUGACAAGUGGGUUGCUUACUCCUAUUUCCAUAGAGAUGAUUGA